AUGCAGUUCCUAAGGAAACACCAAGGCCGCAGUUUGUUUCUUUUUUUACUGCCUCAGUCAAAGUUUCGUCCUUGGAGCAUCCUCACUCCACCCCACAGUUUUGCUUUCAUUCGACUGCUGUUGCGUGUUGUCGAUUGUUGGUUAACCUUCUAUCAGUUUUGUGUUUUGUCUGCCAGCCUGUCACAGAUCAGUUACUAAUAAACAGGUUAAAAUCCAGUUUUUCGAAACGACAUUCGACGACAGCUAGCCUUCUUAAUAUAUACAUCUGACCGGUAAUUUUGAAAAAGCACAUUAGAAAACAUGCGUCUGUGGGUCAAACAUGCUCGCCAAGUCGUCCGUGUUGUUUCCGAUGCUGAUCCGUGCCGAGAAUAUUUGGCUGGGACUGCUCAAAAGAACUGCACACUAGCUAUUUUGGAGGAGGAAAAUGGCAAUGGACUUUCUAUUAUCGUUGACCAGGAUGGACUUAUUGCUGAUAUUGGCUACGACGACGUGAUGGAACUUAAGUACAAGGAUCACAUAGUUGAACAAAUCAUUGACGCUUCAGGUCGCACUGUUCUGCCUGGAUUGGUUGAUGCUCACACACAUCCCGUCUGGGCUGGUGAUAGAGUUCAUGAAUUUUCCAUGAAGCUUGCGGGGGCGACGUAUAUGGAUAUUUAUGAAGCUGGAGGAGGUAUUCAUUUUACCGUCAAUCAUACUCGACAAGCCACCGAGGAUGAGCUAUACAGUCUUCUUAAACAGCGGUUGAUGCGCAUGCUCGCCAACGGGACUGUGUUGGUUGAAGGAAAAUCUGGAUAUGGCCUGGAUACUGAAAACGAAAUUAAAAUGUUGCGCGUCUUGGAGCGAGCUAAACGUGAAUUACCCAUCGAUAUUUCGUCAACUUUUUGCGGAGCUCACGCUGUGCCCAAGAAUCAAACAGCAGAGGAAGCCACCGAGAAUGUAUUAACUCAGCAGAUACCUGAAGUGAUGCGUUUACAAGAAAUGGGAGAGCUACACGUUGACAGUAUUGAUGUCUUUUGCGAGAAAGGUGUAUUUAAUAUCGACCAAUCACGCAAGAUCUUAGAAGCUGGAAGGCAGGCCGGUUUGCGUCUCAAUUUUCAUGCAGAUGAACUGACGCCAACAUGCGGAACAGAGAUGGGAGCUUCUCUGGGUGCCGAAGCUAUGAGCCAUCUAGAAGAGAUCAGUCAAGAAGGAAUUGCUGCAAUGGCUGUGAAACCUUCUGUUGCAGUCAUCUUGCCUACUACAGCAUAUCUUCUUCGCUUGAAGCCUCCGCCAGUUCGACAGAUGAUAAACCAAGGCGUACCGGUAGCACUUGGCUCCGAUUUCAAUCCCAAUGCUCACUGCCUUUCCAUGCCGUUGGUGAUGAAUCUCGCUUGCGUUUUGUUUGGGAUGACUUUACCUGAAGCUUUAGUCGCUGCGACAAUUAAUGCAGCUGCUGCAUUGGGUAAACAGAAAACCCAUGGCUCUCUUGAAGUAGGGAAAUACGGAGAUCUGCUGAUUUUGAACGCACCGAGGUGGGAACACCUGGUUUAUCAAAUGGGGGAUAAUCAACAGAUAAUUGGACAAGUUAUAAAACGCGGUCGCGUAGUUGAUCGCGAAGUUUACUAAUUAGCUGCUAAUUAGUUACCGGUAUUGGAAUUAUUUAAAAAAAUUUUUUCUGUUGAAAUUUGAAGUUGAAAGAAAAUUCAAAAUCAACAUUUCUAAGUAAUUUUUAUCUAAAAUAAUGUUUCAGUAGCUAAGAACAAAAUCCAAAUCCAGAAAAUGACGAAAAUUAAAGGCUGAAUAUGGAUGAAAUAUAAAGAAACUGUAAAAUCUGAGAAAACAAUA
Molecule: messenger RNA, 1824 nt
Organism: Daphnia pulicaria
Lineage: Eukaryota; Metazoa; Arthropoda; Branchiopoda; Diplostraca; Daphniidae
Product: probable imidazolonepropionase
Exons: 11
Coding region: 301-1605 (434 amino acids)
Cellular component (GO): cytoplasm
Molecular function (GO): imidazolonepropionase activity
Source: RefSeq, a predicted model, not a curated record